UGUAUCGUGCAUAGCAAAGUCAUGAGUUCUUGCUCCACUCCAACAAGAUAUUUCAUUGAAUAAGAUCUGAUAUACAUGGGUCAAGCUUCGCUGGAUGAUUUUAACCUAACCCAACAAAUGGGAAAGGGGAAACAAUAUAAUAUAUUAUCUUCUGCAAAAGAUAGUGAUAGAUGUGAUAAUAUCAAUGAUUCUGAGAAGAAGAUCCCGCGUAAGGAAAUCGAAAGGAGAAGAAGACACGAAAUGUCCAUGCUUAACGCAUCCCUUCGAUCUUUGCUCCCUAUUGAAUAUAUUAAGGGAAAACGUUCAGCGAGUGAUCAUAUAAAUGAGGCCGUCAAUUAUAUUAAAAACCUGGAGAAGAAAAUCCAAGACCUGAGUUUGAAGAGAGAUAGUCUUAAAAAUUAUAACUUUUCAGAGACUCUUGACCAUGGAAAUGCAACUUCUAGUAAAAACUUAACAAAUAGUAGUGUCACCGUCAGCCCUUACUGCGGAGGAGUGGAGAUCGUGAUAAAUAGUGUCCUUGGAGAGGAAGGCUUGCUUCUUUCAAGAGUUCUUGAAGUAGUGCUUGAAGAAGGACUUGAUAUUACUCGCUGUGUUUCUACCCAAACAGAUGAUGGCUUCUUUCAUAAUAUUCAGUCAGAGGUUGAAGAUCUGACAGGUAUUGAUCUAUGUGAGCUGCAACAGAAACUUAAUGAUGUGAUUGUGUCAACUAGCUAGGUAUUUUUUCUGAGUUUGGAUAGCCAUGAUCUAUGGUAGUUUGAUCUCAAAUCCCUGAACUUGGUUGAUUAAUGACCAGUUAUUUUAUGUACCAUAUGAUGUGUUGCAUAUGAAGCUCCAAUCUUUGCCAGUAGUUUAUUUACAUGAACUUCCUCUGGACUGUGAAAAUUGUUGGUGGUUAUAGAACUCUCCGGAAAGUAAUCAAUUUCAGGGCUUUUAUUAGAAGAUUGCUGCAAGUCUAGUUAUUUAAAGGUAAAAUCCAUAUCAAUAGAUUAUCAAGCAUGCAUCAGCAGAGUUUUCCUGCAGCAUAUAUAUGUUUGCUAA
Molecule: messenger RNA, 1038 nt
Organism: Mangifera indica (mango)
Lineage: Eukaryota; Viridiplantae; Streptophyta; Magnoliopsida; Sapindales; Anacardiaceae
Product: transcription factor bHLH36-like
Exons: 3
Coding region: 76-714 (212 amino acids)
Biological process (GO): regulation of transcription by RNA polymerase II
Cellular component (GO): RNA polymerase II transcription regulator complex
Molecular function (GO): DNA-binding transcription factor activity, RNA polymerase II-specific; RNA polymerase II transcription regulatory region sequence-specific DNA binding; protein dimerization activity
Source: RefSeq, a predicted model, not a curated record